UGAGCGCUGACUGGAGCGAGCGGCGGAGCAGAGAGCCCACGGGGUUGGCGCUGAGGCAGCCGGCGGGGCGGCCCGCGGGGCAGGGCAGAUGUUUCUGGGCCAGAUGAAGCCUGAGGAGCCGUCCAGCUCUAAGAUAGGAUAGUAAAACUCCUAAGUCCGGAUCUGCAGAAGACUUGCCUGCCUCUCAGCACGAUGUCAGGAAGCCACGUACCUUCUGCCAGUGGCCCCUUCUCAGCCCUGACUCCAAGCAUAUGGCCUCAGGAGAUCCUGGUCAACUACAUGCAGAAGGAGUCAGAGGAGCAACCGGAGUUCUACUACGAUGAGUUCGGUUUCCGUGUGGACAAGGAAGAAGGUGCUGAGCCUGGCUCCAGUCCGCUGAUGAAUGUCUGUCUGAUGGAGGACCCUCCGCAGAGGCUGCGUUGGCAGGCCCACCUGGAGUUCACUCAUAACCAUGACGUUGGGGAUCUCACUUGGGACAAGAUUGCAGUCUCCCUACCACGCUCUGAGAAGCUGCGCUCCCUGGUGCUGGCUGGCAUCCCACACAGUAUGAGGCCGCAGCUGUGGAUGCGGCUCUCUGGGGCCCUGCAGAAGAAGAGGAACUCCGAACUGUCCUACCGUGAGAUUGUGAAGAACAGCUCCAAUGAUGAAACCAUUGCUGCCAAACAGAUUGAGAAAGACCUGCUCCGCACCAUGCCCAGCAAUGCCUGCUUCGCCAGCAUGAACAGUGUCGGGGUGCCCCGCCUGCGCAGGGUCCUCCGAGCUCUGGCCUGGCUCUACCCAGAGAUUGGCUACUGCCAGGGCACGGGCAUGGUGGCUGCCUGCCUCCUGCUCUUCCUGGAGGAGGAGGACACCUUCUGGAUGAUGUGCGCCAUCAUCGAGGACCUGCUCCCAGCCUCCUACUUCAGCACCACCCUGCUGGGCGUGCAGACUGACCAGCGGGUCCUGCGCCACCUCAUCGUCCAGUACCUGCCUCGCCUGGACAAGCUGCUCCAAGAGCAUGACAUCGAGCUGUCCCUGAUCACGCUGCACUGGUUCCUCACGGCUUUUGCCAGUGUGGUGCACAUCAGGCUGCUGCUGCGGAUCUGGGACCUGUUUUUCUACGAGGGGUCUCUGGUGCUGUUUCAGACCACGCUGGGCAUGCUGCGCCUCAAGGAGGAGGAGCUGAUCCAGUCAGAGAACUCGGCCUCCAUCUUCAACACGCUGUCGGAUAUCCCAUCACAGAUUGAGGACGCGGAGCUGCUGCUGCGGGAGGCCAUGCGGCUGGCUGGCUCCCUCACGGAUGUGGCCGUGGAGACCCAGCGCCGCAAACACCUGGCCUACCUCAUUGCAGACCAGGGCCAGCUCCUGGGCACCAGUGCUGCCACCAGCCUCUCACAGGUCGUGCGGCGCAGGAGCCAGCGCAGGAAGUCCGCCUUCACCUCCCUGCUCUUUGGGGAGGAUGACCUGGAGGCACUCAAGGCCAAGAACAUCAAGCAGACAGAGCUGGUGGCCGACCUCCGGGAAGCCAUCCUGCGCGUGGCGUGCCAUUUCCAGUGCACAGACCCCAAAAACUGCAGCGUGGAGCUGACACCAGACUACAGCAUGGAGAGCCACCAACGGGACCACGAGAACUAUGUGGCAUGUUCACGCAGCCACCGACGCCGGGCCAAGGCCCUGCUGGACUUUGAGCGGCACGAUGACGACGAGCUGGGCUUCCGCAAGAACGAUAUCAUCACGAUUAUCUCACAGAAGGAUGAGCACUGCUGGGUGGGGGAACUGAAUGGCCUGAGAGGCUGGUUUCCAGCCAAGUUUGUGGAAGUCCUGGAUGAACGGAGCAAGGAGUACUCCAUUGCGGGGGACGACUCGGUGACAGAGGGGGUCACGGAUCUCGUGCGAGGGACCCUCUGCCCAGCUCUUAAGGCCCUGUUUGAACAUGGGCUGAAGAAGCCGUCCCUGCUUGGGGGUGCGUGCCACCCCUGGCUGUUUAUCGAGGAAGCAGCAGGCCGGGAGGUUGAGAGGGACUUCGACUCCGUGUAUUCCCGCCUGGUGCUCUGUAAGACAUACAGGUUGGAUGAAGAUGGCAAAGUCCUGACCCCAGAGGAGCUGCUCUACCGGGCUGUGCAGUCUGUGAACGUGAGUCAUAAUGCAGUGCAUGCACAGAUGGACGUCAAACUCCGCUCCCUGAUCUGCGUGGGGCUCAAUGAGCAGGUGCUGCACCUGUGGCUGGAGGUGCUCUGCUCCAGCCUGCCGACCGUGGAGAAGUGGUACCAGCCCUGGUCCUUCCUGCGCAGCCCUGGCUGGGUCCAGAUCAAGUGCGAACUCCGCGUUCUCUGCUGCUUUGCUUUCAGCCUUUCCCAGGACUGGGAGCUCCCUGUCAAGAGAGAGGAGGAGAAGCAGCCCCUGAAGGAGGGUGUUCAGGACAUGCUGGUGAAGCACCACCUGUUUAGCUGGGACAUAGACGGGUGACACUCUUCCUCCAGCUGCCCUGUCACACCCAGGCCUCCCUCAACCCAUCAACUACCAAAGCAAGCCUCUCCCUUGAACAGGAAGAGCAGGCCUGCUGUGGGUCUGGGUGUGAGGGGACCCAGGCCCACCCCAAGCUGCAGGGUCCAGGGGAGAGAAACUCUAGAGCCCUGGCUGGGGUCCCAUGAUCAGGGUCCCUCACCCCAGGCUCCCCAGAGCAUCACUGGUGGCAGGAGCAGAAGGUGGGCGCCAGCUCAGCCCCUUUCUCCUGAGUGCCUGGGGAGGGCUCUCCCCUGACAGGGUCCUUAAGGAAGCCCUGGGCCCCAACUACAGUUUGUACCGACCAAACACCUUAUGAGGAGGUGAAGAGCCACAUCUGUCAGUCUUUGCUCAGGAAAGGCAGGUGGGUGGCUAAUGGCAGAUGAAGGCUCCUUGGCCUCUUUGGUUUGUAAAUAAAGUGUGUCUUUGAGAAA
Molecule: messenger RNA, 2915 nt
Organism: Galeopterus variegatus (Sunda flying lemur)
Lineage: Eukaryota; Metazoa; Chordata; Mammalia; Dermoptera; Cynocephalidae
Gene: SGSM3
Product: small G protein signaling modulator 3
Exons: 22
Coding region: 193-2445 (750 amino acids)
Molecular function (GO): protein binding
Source: RefSeq, a predicted model, not a curated record